AUGACGUUUGAUGUGGUGAGCUACACCAAGGCCCAGCAGCAGCGGCUGGAGGAAAUACGUCGCGCAACGGAGAAGGAGCGCCAACUGCUCGCUCUUUAUGCAGGCAAGUUGGCGCACGGCACGCAUGCUGUUCCCAUCCCACCGGCGGAAAGCGCACAGACAACUGCGGCAUCGAGCGACGGCGGCCGAUGGCUUUCGCUUAACGACAGGGCCGUGGAGCUACACGCGUUGGAUGAGAAGUUACUUUUGGAGGAGCGGGAGGUGGAACGGCAGACGUUUGAACUCGAUGGACGUCUGCACGCGGCAGAGCGGAGGAAGGCGGAAUUGCUCUCGCAGCUUGCGCUUCUUCAGCAUCGCGAGGCGCUAUUAAAGAAGGAGGAGGAGCUCUUGGAGGGAGUGGAGUCCGGUGCUCAGCGAGCGUCGCGGGACAUUGAGGCCCUCUCGCAGGAAAUGAAUGAAGAGCAGCGUGCUGUGGAGGCACGCGUGGGUGAGAAGCGCACUCGCCUUGCCGCGGCGAAAUUGGCUGCGCGUGAUCAACAGAAGAAAAGGGAUGCGUUAGAAGCACGUAGUCGCCUGCAAUUAGAGGAGGUGCAGGAUCGCAUCCGGGGGCAUCGGAUGGAACUGGCAAGACUCGGCAGUGCGGUGAAUGACAAGGAGAGGUGGCUGCGGCAGGAACAAUCCCGUUUUCGAGAGGCGGAGCUCGCCGCUAUUUGUCGGCUGAAGAAGGACAUUGAGCUCAUGGCGAUAUCUCUUGAUGACAACACGGGGCAUCACUAA
Trypanosoma cruzi is the source of this 777-nucleotide messenger RNA. RefSeq lists its product as uncharacterized. The transcript has a single exon. The coding region runs from base 1 to 777 and encodes 258 amino acids. Lineage: Eukaryota; Euglenozoa; Kinetoplastea; Trypanosomatida; Trypanosomatidae. The record is from RefSeq and is a predicted model, not a curated record.